Molecule: messenger RNA, 1173 nt
Organism: Cadophora gregata
Lineage: Eukaryota; Fungi; Ascomycota; Leotiomycetes; Helotiales; Ploettnerulaceae
Exons: 5
Coding region: 1-1173 (390 amino acids)
Source: RefSeq, a predicted model, not a curated record
AUGAAGUGCUUCUGCCAGUUUCAGACCGCUUCGCUUAUCCUUCUCCUUGCCCGCUCCUGGAAGGUCAGCGGCUUGAACGUCCAGCAAGCACGUCAGACACAAGGAAAUGCUAUACUUGGACGCGUCCCGCCACCCAUUUCAUCUGUCGUUGUCGCGACCCAAACUGCCGUAGCUACAGGAGACUUCUCAACUUGGUACCUUUCAUAUCCAGAACUUACGGCAAACUCAGUCACCACUCAAGUCAUCGGUGGGACGAGCACUGUUCUACCUCUCUGGUACUGUGAUCCCUCAUUAAGUGCCGCCGCAUGUCAGGGCUGCCCCACUACCACGGUCUCGAUCGAUCCUCCCUGCCCUACGAACUAUAACAUGCUCUUGAUCGUUCCACCUGUCGUCUUGGUCGGAGUCUAUAUUCCUCCUCCUCCCGGGCUCCCAACUCUGAAGAUAGGGUCUGAUGGUGUUGCAACACCCGAGCCUACACAACCUCCUGAGCUCACAAAUACACCGUCAGAACCAUCAAGCACCUCGGAAGAACCCAUCACGGUCGAUGUUCCUUGCACGAUUCCUAGUAUCAAGGCUGCCGAGAGAGCCGUUUCGAUCGAUCCAACACCGCCCGAAUGGAUACCGCCAGCGGGAUCUCCAGCACCAGCACCAAGCGAGGUUUUGCCUGUUUUACCAAUUGGUAUAGAUCCAGACGACCCAAAAUUCUUGAAAGCUUGGGAUUACUGCGGACCAGGAGGAAAUCCAUACUUGCCCGGUGGCUUCUAUCAGUUCGGUAGCAGUUUCAGCCGAGACGACGGUCUUUGGGCCAUUGACCAGUUCUGUGGCGAAGCGAGAGACAAAUCGAUCCAAGUUGGCGAGAAGACCACUGACAUCCCAGAUGCAAUUGAGUUCUUCCAGAAAACAUACGACACUCCCGGCAAGAGUGGCAAGAUCAUCGUCACUUCGAACAAUGACAAGGACCAGAAGAAUCCUGUUGGAGUGGAAUGUCCAGCCAAGCAUGUUUAUAACUUCUCAAGAAGUUUUGUUCGAUGCAAACAAUUACUGGGGCAGACAAUUGACUACUGCGGUGAAAGCCCCAAGGCUAGCUCAGACAUUGAAGGGAAGAAUGGAGGAAGUCUCUUUGCAAACUGCAUCUACUUCACCAUUGAAAAGGCACCUUCGGGUAAAGAUUAG